Temnothorax curvispinosus is the source of this 1875-nucleotide messenger RNA. RefSeq lists its product as uncharacterized. The record is from RefSeq and is a predicted model, not a curated record. Lineage: Eukaryota; Metazoa; Arthropoda; Insecta; Hymenoptera; Formicidae. The transcript has a single exon. Bases 1 to 1875 code for a protein of 624 amino acids.
AUGAGCCAGAGUGAGAGGGUCGAUUACAGCGUAUGCAGCAGUGAAUCACACGCGGACGAUAAGCAGAGGCAGAUUUCGCGUGUGUACGAACAGCGGUGCGGACGGUCGAACGGUGUUGGUGAGGAGGAGACGAGCAAGACGACUACCCGCAACCCAGGUACGAGACUGACGGACGCUUGCGAAGUAUACCAACUUUGCUCGGGCGAGAGUUCGCGACGUCGGGAGAUGGAGCGGGAAUCGAGGGCGAGUGAGACGGACAACGGAGAUCGGCGCAGCGACGACGGGCCGCCAAGGAGUUCGACGCCGAAGAAAAGGGACACUCCGGGGAUGUCUACCGAGAUUGCCGGGGCACCACCUGCCCCGGGGGACGAGACUCCCCUGGAACAACUAUCGUUCCAACAGUUACGCGAGAGACUCGAGGCGGCGUCGGAGACGAUAACGGCGCGGAAGCGUUUCCUCGAGCACAAACUGAUGUUGCGAGAGACGCUUGAAGGGGUUGAGCAGUUCGUCAAUGGAAUUCCCCCGGGGGAAACUUAUACCCGGGAGGAGUAUCGGCGGCAGAUGAUCGACACACGACGGGUGUUGCAGCGUAUAGUGGACUGCAAUCGAUUUGGCGGACGGAUGGUCAGGGUGAUGCCGGACAUCCGCGUUCCUAGCGACGUUAGAGGGGAGCCGGACGUCGCGAAGGUAACGGUGAUCACCACGGCGGAUUGGCCGUUGCGAGCGGACGGCACAAGGAAAUCGUUCCGAUUGUCCCUUGACUUCCGGGGCGACCAGGUGAGCGCCGAGCCGACGAUCAUCGAAGGUGAAGCGCCACCCGCGUGGAGACCGGUAUGGCGCAUUGAGGAUAGCGGCGGCGAAAUGGUAGCGCGGGAUAUACGACCAACCGAUCCCAAGGACGUAGCCGAACCGGAGGUGCUGGUGCCCCGACCGGGGCGAGUGUACGUGCUGAGCGACAGCGAGGCCAGCACCGAGGAUGGGAACAAGCCGCACGGGGACGAGCCAGUCCCAUCGACCAGCGGCACACUAGCGCCGGCCAAGCCGGAGGUUCCAUUGCCGCCAACGCCCUCGCCCCACUGGAUUAGCGUCGGGGUGAAUUGUGUCCAGGUGGACGUGCCACCCGACCGGGAGUCGGAGGAAUCCGAGGGAGAAACCGACGGAGCGGAGGAGGUGCGGGUCCCAAAGGGACAAGGCAAAGACCUUGCCACAUGCCGUAAGCUGAUGGCUGUGAGUCAGCGGGGAGCGGCAAAGUCGGCCCAGGAAAAAAUCCGGGGCCAAGCCGAUGACGAGGACGUGGCCCGCCGGGAGAAGCGACGGGAGCGCGACCGGAAGAAGAGGCGCAGGAAGGAGGAGAGACAACGCGUGGAGAAGCGCCGACAUUCAGACGCGAGCCGCGCCGAGAAGCAAGACUCCGAGGUGAUCAAACGACCUACCGCGAAGUCGACGGGGAGUUUGCGACCGUGCGCAAGCGCGGUUCGCGUAGCGCAGUCCCAGGAGCCCAAGGUGGUGUUGCGGCGCCUGUCCGAGGAGGCAAUACGGCUACUGGCGGGGCAGAUGCAGGCGGAGGGCGCGAUCGUGCCGGUGGAAGGCACGGUAGAGAAGCCGGGACCGCCGGGUGAGGCGACGGUCGCGGUUACCCAGAGCCCGGGGACCCACGAACGGGGCCCGACACCGACCGACGAGCUUGGUGUCCCGACUGAUCUGAGCGCGCUGUCAGAGAUCGUGGCGAUGUUGGAGGCGGAGCUCCCCGAGAUCCCGGAGAUGGAGGUGCGCGCCCACGAGGAGCUGGAGGACCACGGGUCGACGGUGUCCUUCCGGAGCCCGGAAGGCAGCAGCGGCUCGGAGACGGGCGAGGUGGAGCCACGUCCAACCUAG